Messenger RNA from Sinocyclocheilus rhinocerous, 1469 nucleotides. RefSeq names its product paralemmin-2-like. The transcript is spliced from 2 exons. The coding region runs from base 492 to 1169 and encodes 225 amino acids. The record is from RefSeq and is a predicted model, not a curated record. Lineage: Eukaryota; Metazoa; Chordata; Actinopteri; Cypriniformes; Cyprinidae.
GCUGAAUUGUUUGCAUCUAAACGCUUCUUGAUAUGCAGAUGUGUCUGUCUUAGUGUUCCUCACGAGUGACAGGCGCUCCAGAUAGAAUGUCUUUCUUCUUCUGAAAAUGCCUUGAAGUCUCUUGGGAACUUUGAGUUAUUUUUGCUGCUUUUAAAGGUUUCGUGUCUUUAUUCAUCCUGUUGGAGAGCGCUGGGGAAAAAACUGCCCACCUCCCAUUUUCAUUCCCUCAUCCACUCCUGUUUCUUCAUCUUUCGGUUCUCUCAGUUUGGUAAAGCAUUUGUGGUUGGACGUUUUGCGUUACUUUCUUGUAUGCAACAUCUGGAGCAUUAAUGGUGCUGUAUCUGUGGAUACUAAAAGUAAAAGGAUGCUGAGGUAUUAGUGUGAUAGACGAAGGGCAAAAGGUUAAUUCCUUUGUGGUAAUCCUAAAUCCAUAGAGGAUUUAGAGGAGAUCUUAUUUCUUUUGUUUUCUUGGCGGUACAGAUGUGAGUGCCAUGGUCACCAAAGACAACGCUAACUCUGGCUCUGGCGGAAAGACAACCUGUGUGAAGAAACAAAAGUGUAAAAUGAACAAUUCUCAAAAGCCUGGGGCACUUUACAGGGACCCACAGAAGGCUAUAUUUGAACCCGAACUGACCCUUGAGGUCACGGCUGACGAUGCUGGAAGGAAAACAAAUCCGGUCGCAGUGAACGGUGUUAUAGAAACGACUGCCAAUGAACAGACGUGUAACGUAUGGAGUGUUUCCAAUCUCCAGAAUCUGAAAGAGAUGCAAUAUCUGCACCACGAGGCUGAGGACAGUCGAAUCGACCCGUCACUGGACAUGUACAAGUCAUCCCUCAUGGGUUUCGUCGACUCCAGUAACCUGGAGAGCUCGGAGGAUGUUCAGACCGUUCCGUGCAUCCAGGUGGACGUUAAAACGGAUGUGGUGCUGAUCGAUGAGGAUGAUGAUGAUCUGUCUCUAAGGGAGAGGACAGUGACGGACGUGUCCACUGCGGACGGGAACGCGGCCGAGCUUGUGUGCGGGCGGCUCCAGUCAAUCUCCUCUGACUCCACCCACUCUUUAUGUGAUAGGCAAAGUCUAGAGCAAGGCUCGACCAUUGAGACACCUCAAGAGAAACAGGAGCCGCCCAAAAAACACAAACGUGCUUGCUGCCUCUGUGUUAUCAUUUAAUGUUUCUCAGAAAAAGGGCCAAGAUUAUACACUUUUCAAUCAUUUUUUCUUUAAAAUCAUUUUAUAUUGUUAGUCAAAACGAAGUUUUUACAUUAAGUUUUUCAUGACCAUUUUUAUCUCUCUCCCUGACCCUUAGAAUUAAACGAGCUUAUACUUGACAUGGAAAUUAUUUUACUGCCAUAAUGUUACAUAUUUCCAAGUGAAAGAAUAUUUAAUGGGGGGGAAAAGGAAAGGAAGGACAUUUUAUAAAGUUAGUUAGAGUUUCUUAAAGCAAAAAACAGUCAUAAUUAAGUUUGUCAU